UGAAAUUACAUCCCAAAUUCGCUCUACGGCCUGCGUUGAGGUUGUCUGUGUAUAUAUCCAACAAGAAGAAGGCCAGCAGCGGAAAUCGUCAUCGUCUCCGAUAAUAAUAGAGUAGAUUGUCGUGCGUACACAGACGCACAGCAAUGGGAAACCAGAAGCAAAAAUGGACGGCGGAGGAGGAGGAGGCGUUGCUCGCCGGAGUUGCCAAGCACGGUCCCGGCAAGUGGAAGAACAUUCUCCGGGAUCCUGAUUUCUCUUCUCAGCUCACUCAUCGCUCCAACAUCGACCUCAAGGAUAAGUGGCGUAACUUGAGUGUUGCUCCUGGUAAAGUAGCAUUUCUUCCUGAAGGUGAAAGCUUCUUCUCAGUUGAGACAAUAGGUGAACUUCGACCACCAUGGAUCCUUGGAGUAAACAGCAUGGACAUCAACAACAUGGAGGAUUGGUUACUCACCAUUACAGCAGCUGCUGCCGCUGCCAGUACUGCAACCACCAAUAUUAACCCUUCCCCAGCUGCAUCCCUUCCACGUAGUGCGUCUUCUGAUUUGAGCAUGGAUGACAACUCUUUAAAUAUUGCCGUGGACGCGAAAAAUGCUCCCAGGUACGAUGGGAUGAUAUUUGAAGCUCUUUCAGCCUUAUCUGACGCAAAUGGAUCUGAUAUCACUGCUAUUCUCAGCUUCAUUGAGAAAAGGCAUGAGUUGCCGCUAAAUUUUAGAAGGAUCCUUGGUUCAAGAUUGAGGAGGCUCGCUGCUCAGGGCAAACUUGAAAAGGUGCAGAACUUCUAUAAGAUAAGUGAUCCAUCUGGAACAAGAACACCGGCCCCGAGGCAGAAAGACACCAAUCUCAAACCUCGACAAUCCAACAGUCAGAGUAAUACAACUGUUACUCAGGAGAUGGUGGAGGAAGCUGCAAUAACGGCGGCCUAUAAGGUGGUAGAGGCAGAGAACAAAGUGGAUGUGGCCAGAGGAGCAAUGGAAGAGUUGGAGAGGAUGACCAGAAUUGCAGAAGACACUGAAGUCUUUCUAGAGAUUGCGAAAGAGAUACACGAACGAUGUUCUGGGGGAGAGGUGGUGCUCUUGGCCUGAAGCUCAUCAGACCGUGUGCUGUAUCCAGCAUUCUGUGAGUGAGGAAGAAUCUGAUUCUGAUGCUGUAAUCAUAGCUUGAUUAAAUUUGUAUCAAUUCUGACUAAUUGUAUACGUUCUUUUUUAGGUUCCUUAACCAUCAAUUUGUAUGCAAAAUUAGAGUUUGAUGGCCUGAGCCCUCUUCUUGUUCA
Tarenaya hassleriana is the source of this 1270-nucleotide messenger RNA. Its product is annotated as telomere repeat-binding factor 4-like. NCBI's taxonomy places the organism in Eukaryota, Viridiplantae, Streptophyta, Magnoliopsida, Brassicales, Cleomaceae. Gene Ontology annotation, molecular function: double-stranded telomeric DNA binding. The transcript has 8 exons. Gene Ontology annotation, cellular component: nucleosome. Bases 144 to 1082 code for a protein of 312 amino acids. Gene Ontology annotation, biological process: nucleosome assembly. The record is from RefSeq and is a predicted model, not a curated record.